AUGGCCAAUCCCCUUUCCUCCUCCUUCCUUAGCUUUUUCCUCUUGAGCAUUACUCUUGUAUUUCUUUCUUCUUCUUCUUCAAAGAAGCUGGGAUUUGCCUUUGAAGGAAAAGAGACAAUAGAAAGCAAUAACCAUCUUCAUCAUCAUCAUACUCAUACUGUGCAAGUCAGCUCUCUACUACCAUCAACAACUUGCAGCCCCUCCACCAAAGAUCCAAAUAGGAAGGCAUCUUUGAAAGUUAUACACAAAUAUGGUCCAUGCUCCCAAUUCGGGCAACACAAAGCAAAAACUCCUACCCACAUUGAAAUCCUGAAACAAGACGAAUUAAGGGUGAAGUCAAUCCACUCCAGGCUCUCCAACAAGUUGGCUGGUGGCCGCGGCGGAGAUUUGAUAGACUUAAAGGCCUCCACGAAUAUCCCGGCCAAGUCUGGUAGCUCCGUCGGCACAGGCGACUACGUUGUGACCAUCAGCCUCGGCACACCCAAAAAGGACUUGACCCUGAUAUUUGAUACCGGCAGCGACCUCACUUGGACCCAAUGUGAGCCUUGCGCCAGAAGUUGCUACAAUCAAACGGAAACGAUCUUCAACCCAUCAGCAUCCAAGACUUACACAAAUAUCACUUGUAGGUCAAAUUUGUGCAAUGAGCUCAUUUCUGCCACAGGAAUCACACCGGGUUGCUCAACCACCACAUGCGUGUACGGCAUACAAUACGGCGAUCAGUCGUUUUCCGUGGGAUUCUUCGGCAAAGAGAGGCUGACCCUCACACGAACAGACGUGUUCGACGACUUCCUGUUCGGCUGCGGCCAGAACAACCAAGGCCUCUUCGGCGGCUCCGCCGGGCUGCUCGGCCUGGGCCGCAACCCGCUCUCCUUCGUCCAACAAACCACACCCAAGUACGGCGGCUUCUUCUCCUACUGCCUCCCCUCAAGCGCCAGCUUCACCGGCCACCUCACCUUCGGGAAAAGCCGCGGCGGAGCUUCCAAAGCCGUCAAAUUCACGCCCUUGUCGGAAGCCUCAAACGGCACGUCGUUUUACGGCCUCGACACCACGGGAAUAAGCGUCGGGGGAAGAAGGUUAGCAAUCAAGGCGUCGGUUUUCUCGGCCUCCGGGACCAUCAUCGACUCGGGGACUGUCAUCACGCGCCUGGCGCCCGCGGCGUACAGCGCGUUGAGGAGUGCGUUUCGGAAGGCGAUGAAAGCAUAUCCUCUAACGGACCCGCUCUCAAUACUCGACACGUGCUACGAUCUCAGCAAGUACGACGAGAUUACGGUCCCAACAGUAGCGUUCUCGUUCGGCGGUGGGGUCACCGUGGAGCUGGAGGCGGUGGGGGUGUUAUACAUUCCAAGAAUCUCUCAGGUUUGUUUGGCUUUCGCCGCGAAUAGUGAUGCGAGUGACGUGGCGAUAUUGGGGAAUAUUCUGCAGAGAACGUUGGAGGUGGUGUACGAUGUUGCCGGAGGGAGGGUUGGGUUUGGGCCUGCUAGUUGUAGCUGAUUAAUUAAGAAAUGAUUAAGCUGGGCUAAUCACAAAGAGAAUCUUUGUGAUAGCGGGCUUCAACAGUCUCACUAGAAACCAUUGGGAAAAUCAAUGGAAAUAAUAUUAGAGUGAUCAAAAGGGUGAUGAUCAAAUAAAAGUUUGCAAGUCGUGUGUAUAUAUAUAACCAAGUUAUAUUCUG
Molecule: messenger RNA, 1672 nt
Organism: Corylus avellana
Lineage: Eukaryota; Viridiplantae; Streptophyta; Magnoliopsida; Fagales; Betulaceae
Product: aspartyl protease family protein At5g10770-like
Biological process (GO): proteolysis
Molecular function (GO): aspartic-type endopeptidase activity
Source: RefSeq, a predicted model, not a curated record